Messenger RNA from Emericellopsis cladophorae, 1059 nucleotides. Its product is annotated as Replication factor C subunit-like protein. Lineage: Eukaryota; Fungi; Ascomycota; Sordariomycetes; Hypocreales; Bionectriaceae. Gene Ontology annotation, biological process: DNA repair; DNA-templated DNA replication. The coding region runs from base 1 to 1059 and encodes 352 amino acids. The transcript is spliced from 3 exons. The record is from RefSeq and is a predicted model, not a curated record. Gene Ontology annotation, cellular component: DNA replication factor C complex; Ctf18 RFC-like complex; nucleus. Gene Ontology annotation, molecular function: DNA binding; DNA clamp loader activity; ATP hydrolysis activity.
AUGGCCCUCAUUGUCGACAAGCACCGUCCACGCUCCCUCGAAGCCCUCACAUACCACCCCGAGCUCUCCGAUCGGUUGCAGUCCCUUGCACAAAGCGGCGACUUCCCGCACCUCCUCGUCUACGGCCCGUCGGGCGCGGGGAAGAAGACGCGCAUCGUUGCCACGCUCAAGGAGCUGUACGGGCCGGGCGUGGAGAAGAUCAAGAUCGACGCGCGGGUGUUCCAGACGACGAGCAACCGCAAGCUCGAGUUCAACAUUGUGGCGUCCAACUACCACCUCGAGAUCACGCCCUCGGACGUGGGCAACUAUGACCGUGUCGUCGUGCAGGACUUGCUCAAGGAGGUGGCGCAGACGCAGCAGGUGGACCAGUCGGCGCGGCAAAAGUUCAAGGUGGUGGUGAUCAACGAGGCGGACCACCUCACGCGCGACGCGCAGGCGGCGCUGCGCCGGACCAUGGAGAAGUACUCGCCCAACUUGCGGCUGAUCCUGCUGGCGAAUUCGACGGCCAAUAUCAUUGCGCCGAUUCGUUCGAGGACGCUGCUGGUCCGGGUGGCGGCGCCGACGCACGAUGAGAUUUGCGACGUGCUGGCUGUUUCGGCCAAGAAGCUCGGCUGGCCCGUGGUGACGGAGCUGAAUAUGCGGAUCGCCAGGGAGAGUGGGAGGAAUCUACGAAGAGCGCUGCUCAUGUACGAGGCUGUGCACGCGCAAAAUGAGAAAGUGACAGAGAAAACACCAAUUCCUCCGGCUGACUGGGAGGCGCUCAUAGGGCAGGUCGCCAGGGAGAUCAUCGAGGAGCACUCGCCCGCGCGCAUCAUGCAAGUCCGGUCGAAGCUGUACGAACUCCUGACACACUGCAUACCGGCGACGACAAUCCUCAAAACCCUGACGUUCAAGCUGCUGCCGAUGGUUGACGACGCGCUCAAGGGCGAGGUAAUACAGUGGUCGGCGUUCUACGAGCACAGGAUCAAGACGGGGACCAAGGUGAUUUUCCACUUGGAGGCAUUUGUGGCCAAGUUUAUGAGGGUGUACGAGAUGUACCUGAUGAGCAUGGACAUGUGA